CGCGGCCCGAGCUAAUUCCAUCCAUCCGUCCGGCUGUCCGUCCGCUCAACCUAGCCGGUCGAGCAUCCGUCGCGGACCGUCCGCCACUUAGCCCAGCCGGGCAGAAGUUUGCCCCCGCGUCGCCUUUUACACCGGUGGCUCAGCAUUCCUGCCGCCGUGGAGUGAGAAAGGCUGCGCCAAGAGCAGGCUAAGGAGAGAGGCUCCUUCAAAAAUGAUUUGGCUGCCUUCAAGACCUGGAGCUCUAAUGCCACAAUGAGGACUCACACACGGGGGGCUCCCAGUGUGUUUUUCAUACAUGUGGUUUGCUUUGCACUAAUCUGCAGCACUGACAACAACCCAAGCACUGUUGUUCCAUUUGUCAAUGCCAACUACGACAACUACCCAAUGCUCUACUUCUCUAGACGAGAGAUACAGGAUCUCCGAUAUAAGGCAGGCACUACACAUCAACACAUUGCAGCUCGGUUGGUUGAAGCUGUGCAAAUCAUGCUGUCAAACUCUUUGGAGUAUCUUCCUCCCUGGGAUCCCAAAGACUUCAGUGCUCGGUGGAAUGAAAUAUAUGGCAACAAUUUGGGUGCCCUGGCAAUGUUCUGCAUACUUUAUCCAGACAACGUGGAAGCCAUUGACAUGGCCAAAGACUACAUGGAAAGAAUGGCGGCUCAGCCUAGUUGGUUAGUGAAGGAUGCUCCAUGGGAUGAGGUUCCCCUUGCUCACUCUUUGGUUGGAUUUGCCACUGCUUAUGACUUUUUAUAUAACUACCUUAGCAAGUCCCAGCAGGAAAAAUUUCUGGAAGUAAUUGCCAAUGCCUCAGGAUAUAUGUAUGAAGCCUCAUAUAGGCGUGGAUGGGGUUUCCAAUACCUACAUAACCAUCAGCCUACCAACUGUUUGGCCUUGCUGGUGGGAAGCCUGGUUCUAAUGAAUCAAGAAUGUGGUUGA
Molecule: messenger RNA, 933 nt
Organism: Thamnophis sirtalis
Lineage: Eukaryota; Metazoa; Chordata; Lepidosauria; Squamata; Natricidae
Source: RefSeq, a predicted model, not a curated record